UAAAUGCUCUAUGAACUGCUCCAACACUGAUGGAAGUUAUACCUGUAGCUGUGAGGAUGGAUACAGGCUAGCGGUCGAUGGUUUCAAGUGUGAUGAUAUUGACGAGUGUGCAGAACAGCUGGAUGACUGUGAACAAGCCUGUACAAACACAGACGGCGGGUUUAACUGCUCGUGCGUCCCGGGAUUCAUUCAAGUCGGGGAUUCCUGUGAAGCCUCUGUAAAUUGCACCAGAACCGUCUGCACAAAUGCGGAUUGCUUUGUGGAGAAUGGAAUCGAGAGUUGCCUGUGUUUUUCUGGCUACAACUUCACCUACAAUGCCACAGUUUGCACUGACAUCAACGAAUGUUCAAGUGACACCCUGAAUGCCUGCGACCAGUUGUGUAACAACACAAACGGAGGUUACACGUGUGGUUGCGACAGUGGCUACAUGAUUGGUACUGAUGGUCGAGCAUGCACUGAUAUUGAUGAGUGUUCAGAGAGCAGCCUGAACGAUUGUGAUCCCAAUGCCUUCUGCAACAACAACCAGGGAGGGUACACCUGUAGCUGCAGACAGGGCUACAUCGGCAAUGGGACAUCCUGUGAAGAUUACGAUGAGUGUACAUUCGGCAGUCGUAUUGAGAAUUGCAGUGCGAAUGCUCAGUGUUUCAACUUCAACGGUGGUUUCAACUGCACCUGUCGGGACGGGUAUACAGGAGACGGCUUCUUCUGUGCCGAUGUGGAUGAGUGUACCGGUGAUUCAUCACAUUGCCAUGAGCAAGCAGUAUGCACAAACGUCCUGGGCAGCUUUGAAUGUACCUGCAAAGAUGGGUACAACGGCACCGGAACAGCAUGUGAAGACAUUGAUGAAUGUGAAGACGGAAUUAGUCAGUGUGAUGAAAAUGCAACUUGCACCAACACUGCUGGCUCCUACACCUGCACAUGUGAUGAUGGGUACAUUGGUACGGGGAGAACCUGUACAGAUGUGGACGAGUGUUUAAGUGGGCAAAAUAACUGCCAUGAACAGGCAUCAUGUCUAAACACGGAGGGCAGCUAUGUAUGCUCCUGCAAUACUGGUUUUACAGGCAUCGGGACGUCUUGUGAAGAUGAAGAUGAAUGUAAAAAAGGCACAGAUACCUGCACAGAAAACUCGGUGUGUACGAACACUGUCGGUUCCUUUACUUGUCCCUGUAAGCCUGGUUACUUCGGGAGUAACUGUGUGGAUGUCCAUGAGUGUGAGGACGGCAUUGACAACUGCCAUGACCACGCAGACUGUACAAACACCCCUGGUUCCUACAGCUGCACGUGUCACUCUGGUUACUUUGGAGAUGGAACGGUCUGUACAGAUAUUGAUGAAUGUGAAAACGGAACGACUCAGUGUGAUGGAAACGCAACGUGCACCAACACUGUCGGCUCCUAUACCUGUACAUGCAAUACUGGGUAUACAGGCACAGGGAGAACAUGUACGGAUGUUGAUGAGUGUGCAACACAGUCUGCCAACUGCGAUGACAACGCAAACUGUACGAACACUCCCGGCUCCUACAGCUGCAUGUGUAAUUCUGGUUACACUGGAAAUGGUACUGUCUGUACGGCAGUGACAACAGAAAUCACCCGAACUCCAACAACACCAAAACCAACAUCAAUGGCUGUCACUCCAGAGCCGCCAAAACCACGAAAGUUUGUACCAGCCCAAAUAACAAUGGAGAGGGACUUUAGGGAUGAAUACACUGACAGGACAUCAGCAGUGUAUAUGAAAUUAUCAUCACAGUUGAAAACAUCACUCUCUGCCAUCUACGCCAGAAUUCCUGGGUUCAUCGAGAUUAUCAUCCUUCAAUUAGUCGAGGGAAGUGUAAAGGCCCGAUAUGCCGCUGUUUUCGCCGUGGAAGAAUCUCAACCUGACAGCAUCAUCCAGGAUAUGGCUAGGACGAACCUUCAGCAGGCGAUCACUAGCGGCAGGUUUGACCCCGCGCUCCAGGUCACCAGCAGUAACAGCCUGCAGCCGAUUGUACUUACGGAAGAAGAGUUGGAGCAAGUGGUUGGAGGAUUCUGCCAGGAUGUGCAGUGUGGGGAGGGGGGCGUGUGUUCACGGAAUGAGCCGUACCCCGGAGCUGUCAUAGCGGAGUGCCAAUGUCAGGAAAACUUCUGCAACACGGGGACCUGUGAGUACAACGUUCAAGAGGGACCGAAAUGCACCUGCCCGGCAGUAGAGGGUUCUUGGUACGGAGGGGAGCGAUGUCAGAUCCGUUUGACCCAAGCGGACGUGAUCGGUAUUGCAGCAGGUUGUUUGUGUGCGUUGCUGGUGGUCGCCCUGCUGGUGGCUGUCUGUAUGGCCAAGAGGUCCAGACAUUCGGCAAAAAUGAAUUACAGGAUUAGCUCACCUCCCGUCACCCUACCCAACUACUACACCGCCUCAGAGUCGUGGCAACCGUUUCGUGGCCUUCCGGUCACUGACCUGAGUGAAGACCAGGACGACUACCUUUUCACCUGUGGAAUCCCUGGGAACCAGAGGAGGUCCUUUCUUUAACCCAAGUGUGGAGAAUAUACCAACUGGAGAGUUGAAGAUCCCUCGCCCAUCGGUGAUGAAACCAGUUUCUCCUAAACACGAUGAAGAUGAAGGCUGUUUCCAGACCUUUGAGUUCAAGUUCUGAACAUGAGAAACCGGCAGCGAGAAGCCAGUUACAAAUGAACAUCACGAUGACUAUGCAUAGUUAGUCUUGCAACAAAUGAAGAAUUAAAAACAGCUGAGGAAACGGUAAAUUUGACAAGCAUAAUAACACCUGUUACGUGGUGUUCCCUACACAGUCUAUUUAGAAAGAUUAUAUUUGAUAUCAUUCUUACAGAAUACGGUUACUUUUAUGUAUGUUUAUGAAUACAGCACGUUUCAAACAGCAAGGUUCCAACCAUACCGGUAAAAAGAAUUCGAAACUCUUUUCUCCCGCCAAGCCGUUUAAGGCAAGAUGGCGGACCGAAUCAAUGUUACAACAACGAGGACUACUGAGUGCCGUACGGUCUGGUGAAUAGGUCGGAAGAUGGUAGUAUUCAAAUUAAACUAGAUCAUUCCUGCGUAGAACUGUAACCAAAGUCUUCGUGAUCAUUUU
This is a messenger RNA of Branchiostoma belcheri (Belcher's lancelet), 3074 nucleotides long. RefSeq names its product latent-transforming growth factor beta-binding protein 4-like. Lineage: Eukaryota; Metazoa; Chordata; Leptocardii; Amphioxiformes; Branchiostomatidae. The record is from RefSeq and is a predicted model, not a curated record. Bases 11 to 2500 code for a protein of 829 amino acids. The transcript is spliced from 22 exons. Gene Ontology annotation, molecular function: calcium ion binding.